GGUCAUGGGUUUGAUCAUCACCCAUGUGAAUGAAAUACAUAUUAUGGUCAACCGCUUAGUAUGAGCAUCCCUGACAAAGAAAUUAGUUAUUGCUGUCAACAAUAAUAAUGAACUCCCCCAAAAAAAUAAUUGUUUCCUGACUUUCCCAAUUCUCAUAAUGAAAUUAACGAAAAACACGUUCAUCUAGAUAAAAUGUGAAAGGUUUCAUUUUCUGCAGAAACACAAUGUGAAGUGGGAGAGUCAUUUCAUUACUCUUGGGUCUUGACCCUACUUAAUGCUUGCGGUGGGAACUCCAAACGUUUCAAGUCACCUCCAUCAUGUCCAGCACCGGUGGUAACAAUGGCGACAUCGACGGUGCUAAUCUCCAGGAUUUGGAUGUUGUUCCUUAUGCUGAGGAACAAGCUAAGCUAACCGAGGCUACUCAACUUCUCGUGCAAUGCGGCUUACCUGCGUCUAUGUUUACAGUUCACAAUCUCAUCCAAAACUACUAUCUGGUUCACCACUUUCUGAAGCCAAUCAAGAUGUUAUCGUCGAUCAAAGACAAUCAAGAGCUUGCACGCAUUCUCAGCCUUGCUGUGCCAACUUUCUGGUCCUCCCCUGAUUCAGCCACGAUCCCCAAUCUCAUCAACUUCGUUGCAUGGCUCAAAACUGAUGCUGGCCGCGCCAAGCUCGGCGCUAUGUAUACGCAGAGGAAGCUGGAGAAGCAGGGCGGUGAUUAUCUCUCCAUACCUGACGUUGCUGCUGUUAGGAUGGCCAAUAACCAGGUAACUGAUUACACAACUCGUCAGAAGAGUAUUCAGGGCGAGUUUGAGGCGGAGAUUAGCCGGUUGAAACGGCGAAUUUCUCUGCUGGAGGAUGAGAUGGAAGCUGAGCUUGAAGUGCUGCGCAAUCGGUUUAGUCCUAUGGCUGAUUAUGAGUCUCCGACGAGAGGUGAAGUUGAGGUUGCUGCUUAUGAUCUUUACAUGCGUGAAGCGCAGAAGAAGAAUUGUAGUUACCUUGAUAAGGGGGAUGAGGGUUAUGUGAAGGCUGUUGAGUGUUUUGGUUUGAUUGCCCGGGAUCAGCAUAUGGUGAAGUGGAUUCGCGAGGAGGAUCGUGAUAAGGUCUUGAUGGAUUACUGUAAGCAGAAGGCUAUCUACCUUGAGAGGAUUUGGGACAAGAAGGCAGCUACUAAGCUUCGUAACUUGGUGGUGGCCGCGGGUGGAGAAGAGGCUCUUGAUGCUCCUGUUGUCCAUGAGUUUGAAUUUGAAUUGCCGGAGUCUUCCCAAGGCAUUCGGAAAAGGAAAGGUAUGUGAGUGCGUGCCCCGACUGGGGGUGGUUGUGAGUUUUAGGCGGGUUAUUGGUGAGGGUGAGAUGGGGGAACUAUAAACAAUGAUUUUUGUUAUCUGCUUUUUUGCUUAAUCAAGUACUCAAUAUGCUGUGUUUGGUGAAAUUUGUUAAAUGGAUGUGACUAAUUGUAAGUGACUAUGUUCCUUGCACGUUUGUUCUUAUAUAGUCUAGUAUUCCUUGAGAUUGCAUAAUCAUG
Molecule: messenger RNA, 1522 nt
Organism: Lotus japonicus
Lineage: Eukaryota; Viridiplantae; Streptophyta; Magnoliopsida; Fabales; Fabaceae
Exons: 2
Coding region: 318-1292 (324 amino acids)
Source: RefSeq, a predicted model, not a curated record